GUGUGGUCUGUAAACAAAGCCACCCACGUGGUUCCUUCUCCAUGGUCAUUGUAAUGGUUUUCUUCUUCUUAAUGGACCCUACUUGCCCUCCAUUGUAGGAGAUCCUUUCGAAUCUUCUUCUCUUCAUCAUCUAUUUCUCUUCACAUUUCAGCAUAGAAAACCAUUAACACAACAUCUUGUACAGUUCAAAAAUAGAAGAAAAAAGUGUACAGAUAGUGUUUUUUUUUUGGUGAGAUACAGAAUGAGUGCUUUGUAUUCCACUUUUAUCUUGAUUGAUCUUCAAAGUUCUUGGUAUUCAGCUAAACAGAUACCCAAUUCCACUUUCUGUUAUUUAAAUAAGUCCACGUUCUCAGCGGCAUUUCGUCGAACACGUGGUGGGCGGGGUAGAUUUCCGGCGCCGGCGGCGUCGAUUCAGUCACCGGGAAUCAGGAGACCAAGGGAACGUCCCGGUGCCGGAAAUGGGUUGUCGUUGUUUUCUCCUAAUUCGCCUUCUACUUCGAGUUCUGAGGAUGAGGUUGUAUCGGAUUUGGACUUGUUCUUGGAGUUAGUGCCACUGAGGAUGAGGAAUGAACUAUUUAUGCAUCAGGAGAUUGGGAAGUUGGUUGAGAUAGUUAUGGAUUUAGGUAGAAAGCCCCUAGCGCGAUUUCCUUCCGGUGAUUGGAUCAUUUCUGAGCAGCCUGUAAUGCUUGAGGAUCUUCACCAUGCCAUUUCAAAGGUGGGGGAUUUCUCAGAUGACAACCGUUCGGGUAUUGACAGUUCCCUACAUCGUAUUAGUGCAAUUAGAAACCGUAAAAUGCAAAUUAUUGGCCUUACCUGCCGGGUUGGUCGAGCUGUAUCUGGAAGUGCUGAGAUCAUACGUGACUUGGUUGAAGAAGGUGGUUCCAUAUUGGUGAUAGGUCCUCCAGGGGUUGGUAAAACUACCUUAAUCAGAGAAAUAGCCAGAAUGCUGGCAGAUGACCAGAAGAAACGCGUCGUUAUUGUUGAUACAUCUAAUGAGAUUGGAGGCGAUGGAGAUGUUCCUCAUUCAGGAAUUGGUUGUGCAAGAAGGAUGCAAGUCCCAAAUGUUAACCUGCAGCAUAAUGUAAUGAUUGAAGCAGUUGAAAACCAUAUGCCCCAAACCAUCAUCAUAGAUGAAAUAGGGACAGAGCUUGAAGCGUUGGCUGCUAGUACAAUUGCUCAGAGAGGAGUACAGCUUGUUGGGACUGCUCAUGGAAGUACGAUUGAGAGUAUAGUAAAAAAUCCAUCUUUACAGAUGCUUGUUGGUGGCAUAGAGAGUGUUACUCUGGGUGAUGAGGAAGCAAGGAAAAGGAAAGUACAGAAAACAAUUCUCGAGAGGAAAGGUCCUCCAACCUUCACAUGUGCUGUUGAGAUGAUAUCAAGAACUCAAUGUCGUGUUCACCAUAGACUAGAUUUAACAGUAGAUGCUUUAUUAGCAGGAAAAUCUCCUUUGUUUGAGAUACGGGGAUUGGAUAGUGAAGCCGAAAAUUCGAUCGAGUCUUCUCCGUUCACUCAAGAGGACGAUGUUAAUGACUUUGAGCUAAUUGAUAAAGUAGAAAAGAAGGAUAAAAUGGAGUCUGAUAGGGAAUAUAUAAAAAAGAAACCUAAAGUGGAGUCUGAUAUGGAGUAUGUUAAAAAGAAAGAUAAAGUGGAGUUUGACAUGGAGUAUGUAAAAAAGAAAGUUAAACUAGAGUCUGAUAGGGAGUAUGUAAAAACGAAAGAUAAAGUAGAGUAUGUAAAUUAUAGUAAGCAAUCCAGUAAAGAAGACAAAAAGGUAAAAUUUGAAUCAGACGAGGAAGAUGAUGAUCAUCUUACUUCCAAGAAAUCGGGCACCAGUGGAUAUGCCAGCAAAAAAACCUCUCCUGUGUUUGUUUAUACUUAUAAGAUUCAAGAAGCUGAUCUAUUGCAAGUUGCAACUGUUAUGGGGCUAGAGGAAGAAAUUGAAGUAACAGAUGAUAUUGGUAUUGCAGAUGCUAUUCUAGCAUCUAGUGCUGAAAUGAAGCAGAAUCCUUGGAUUCGUAGCGUUGCCAAAUUUCAUCAAGUGCCUGUCUUUGUUGUAAAGUCAAAUACCAUGGCACAGAUGGUGAAGGCUAUCCGUAUGAUUCUUGGAAUGGAUUCUAUUCACUCAAAACAACCAUUGAAAGAUUCAUCCGAUAUUGAAAUUCAAGAUGAUGCACCGAAAAGGAGACCUACAUUGGAGGAGAUCGAUGCCUUAGAGGAGGUCCGCCUUGCAAUUGAGUACAUCGUCAUACCUGGUGGUGAGGCUGUUGAACUUCUCCCAAGGCGCUCUGAGAUAGUUGCCCAACAACUCAAGUUGGUUGAGAGUUAUCAGUUGGCUGCAGAAAAUUCAGGUACCGAAUCAAACCCGAGACUGCAAAUCCUUCCACAGAAACUAUACAGGAAGACUUCUGUAAAGACCUUGAGGUCCAGUUCAAGUCAGAACAGCACAGGUUCCGACUCAUGGAUUGGUAAGAACGGAGGCACUGGUGUUGCUCGACUGCCUUUCUUGCCUGAAUAAUUCAGAUAAGUUCCUUUACCGCUGCUUUAACCUUGGUUGAACAUGUUAAAAGGCAAUGUACAGUGAUGUAUAUCUGUAUCUAAACCCCUGUAGAUUCCAUUGUUUGGUGCAAUUCUUUUCGUCGCAGUGUUGUCUGCUCAUGUAUUCCUUGCUAAAGGCACUUUCAAUACAAUGUACAGUGAUGUAAAUCCUUCAAAGGAAUGAAAUUUAGUAACACUCAUUCCAUAGAAAUAAAACAACAUUUGAAGCAAAAUAUAUGAGUCCCAUUCUUGUA
Molecule: messenger RNA, 2789 nt
Organism: Solanum pennellii
Lineage: Eukaryota; Viridiplantae; Streptophyta; Magnoliopsida; Solanales; Solanaceae
Exons: 9
Coding region: 242-2515 (757 amino acids)
Molecular function (GO): ATP hydrolysis activity
Source: RefSeq, a predicted model, not a curated record